Messenger RNA from Wickerhamiella sorbophila, 687 nucleotides. RefSeq lists its product as hypothetical. The coding region runs from base 1 to 687 and encodes 228 amino acids. The transcript has a single exon. The record is from RefSeq and is a predicted model, not a curated record. Lineage: Eukaryota; Fungi; Ascomycota; Dipodascomycetes; Dipodascales; Trichomonascaceae. Gene Ontology annotation, cellular component: cellular bud neck; fungal-type vacuole.
AUGCACUCGGGGCAGCUCUUUUAUUUAUUGGCAGGUCUUGCCGCCGCCGUUGCGGAUGAUACAAGCAGUACACAGGCAGAUCAAUCGUCCGCGUCGGCAACCCCCACUUUCGACGUCGAAAUCCCUGACACCAAGGGCAACCCAUUUAUUCAUACCACAACACUUCCAGAGGGCACGUUGUUUAUCAUUUUUGGAUCAGUUCUACUGGCCAUCAUAGUUGCGCUGAUCGUAUGGCGUGUUACGUCGGUUAUCAUGAUGCGGAGGACGAUCAAACGGGGUGGCCAGUUCCAGACUUUGGAGAACACUUAUGGCGGGCCGUUUGUUGACCCUGUAGCCGAUGGCGACGGCACAGAACUACCACCUACCAUUGACAAAAAGGCUGAAUCACGGAACCGCGACAAGCAAAUACGGCAAAGUAUGUUUUUCUCCCCCACAGCUCAGGUUAUGAACUCGGGCAACGUGUCUCAGCCAAUGGUUGCCUCAAGCUACUUGCCUGCAGGCUACUAUUCCCAGCCACAAACCAGCGAUACAAGCUCUCAGAGGCGGCCGUAUUCCGUCGCAGGCUCUAUGAGGGCUCCUUCUAUAGCGGUGGGCAGUACUGCAGACAAUGGACGUCGGGUCCGCCAGCGGCCGCCUUCUAUGAUGCUUGAUGAACUUAUUAGCCGCGAGCAAAACGUUGCAGAAUAA